GGGGCUCAUGACGCCGCUUAGUCCUGAAUGGGACUGAGGAGAGCCAGCUCUCGCUGACUGCAGUCAGAGCUCCUGUGCAUGGAACUAAAGUUAUAAAUAUUAACUUGAUUGAAAUGGAUUAUUUUGGGACUAAGCAAUGCUUGUUUUUAUUUGUAUUUAUUAACAAUGUUUUGCUUACUCUGCAGACAAAAGAAGAGGUACUGCUAGACAUGAGGUCGGCUGGCGGAGAGCUGGGAUGGCUGCAGUGGCCCAGUGGACAGGGGUGGGAGGUCCUACAGACUGUGGUAAAUGGUACCUUGUUCUACACAUAUUCCGUGUGCAAUGUGGUGGCGGGUGAGCAGGACAACUGGCUGAGAACGACCUUCAUCCAGCGCCGGCCGGCUGCCACGCGGGUCUUUGUGGAGCUGCGCUUUGUGGUGCGUGACUGUAACUCCUUCGACGGAGCUUCUCUCACCUGCAAGGAGACGUUCAAUAUGUAUGCGGCCGAGGCAGAUGCUGAUGUGGGGACGAGCUUCCGCAAGGGCCAGUUCAGGAAGGUGGCCACUGUGGCACCUGAUGAGAUCUCCACCCGCGGGGAGCUCAAAGUCAACACUGAGACAAAGGUGGUGGAGUCACUGUCACGCAAGGGCUUCUACCUGGCUUUCCAGGACCUCGGCAGCUGUGUGGCACUCCUCUCUGUUCGAAUCUACUACAAGAUCUGCCCUGCCAGCGUGUUGGGUCUGGCCUCCUUCCCGGACACUGUGGCGGGGGCUGAAGGAGGGGCCCUGAGGGAAGUGACAGGAACCUGCGUAGCCAAUGCCAUCAGCCAGGAGCCCCCCCGCAUUUACUGCACUCUGAAUGGAGAGUGGGUGGUCCAGGUGGGCCAGUGUCGAUGCAAGCCUGGCUACGAGGCGGUCAAUGGCUCCUGCCAAGCCUGCCAGGCUGGCUACUUCAGGGCCUCUCUGUCCAUGGAGAAGUGUGAUCCCUGUCCAGAGAACACCCAGCGCUCCUCGGCAGGCUCGCAGGCCUGCCCCUGCCGUGAGGGCUUCUACCGGGCCCCCGAGGACCCCACCUCUGAUGGCUGCUCCGGCCUGCCAUCUGGCCCUCGAAAGCUGCUUGCCACAGUGAGGGCGGGAAAGCUGAGGCUCUCCUGGCUAGCUCCGGCAGACACGGGCGGCCGCGACGACGUGGAGUACGGUGUGACGUGUGAGCAGUGCGAGGCUGCUGCCUGCCAGCCCUGUGGGGAGGAGCUUCACUUUGAGCCCCGCCCAGCCGCCCUGCGGGAACCCCAUGUGACAGUGAGCGGCCUCGAAGCCCAGCUUAACUACACCUUCACGGUGGAGGCGCGCACCGGCGUGUCCCAGUAUAGCAGCCAGCGAGCCACCAGCUCAGUCACCACAGCUCUGCACCUCACAGAGGUACCAGCAGUCACCCUUAUCCGCCUGGAGAAGCGGAGCAGCAGUAGCCUCAGUCUGUCCUGGGCUCUCUCUCAGAGGUCAAGAAGAGCCCCUCGCUAUGAGCUGAUGUAUCGCAAAAAGGAUGACGGCACCGCAACUGAUAUCACCACCUACACAGUACUGGUUCUGGAAAAGAACUUGGUUCAGAUCAGCGACCUGGCACCUGGAACUGUCUAUGUGUUCCGAGUUACGGUUCUGAAUCCAGAUGGUACUCCCAGUGGUAAUAGUGUGGAACACGAAUUUGAAACGACGUCUCUAGCGGAAGCUCGGGUCUCCAGUAACACGCCAGUGGUCCUGGGAGCCAUUCUUGGGGUGGGGGCCAUGCUCCUUGUGGUCGGGGGUGUCCUCCUACUGCACAAACGGAGACGGAACUCACGUGCCAGGGAAGGACCAGAGGAUGCCUACUUUUCUGACUCAGCAGACCAAAUGAAACCCCUGAAGACCUAUGUAGAUCCACACACGUAUGAAGACCCUAAUAUGGCCGUGCACAAGUUUGCCACCGAGAUCCAUCCUAGCCACAUUUCCAAGCAGAAGGUCAUUGGAGCAGGUGAGUUCGGGGAGGUGUACCAUGGCGUGCUGAAGGUGCCUGGGCGCAAGGAGACAGCAGUGGCGAUCAAGACCUUGAAGCCGGGCUACACGGAGAAACAGAGGCGGGACUUCCUUAGCGAGGCCAGCAUCAUGGGCCAGUUUUCACACCAGAAUAUCAUCCGUUUGGAGGGUGUGGUCACUAAGUUCAAGCAUGCCAUGAUUGUGACAGAGUACAUGGAAAAUGGAGCUCUGGACAAGUACCUCAGGGACCAUGACGGGGAGCUGUCCGCCUACCAGCUGGUAGGCAUGCUCCGGGGUAUUGCGGCUGGCAUGAAGUACCUGUCUGACAUGAACUAUGUCCACCGUGACCUGGCAGCACGCAACAUCCUGGUCAACAGUAGCUUGGAGUGCAAAGUAUCUGACUUUGGCCUGUCACGUAUAUUGGAGGAUGAUGCUGAGGGCACCUACACCACAAGUGGAGGCAAGAUCCCGAUUCGCUGGACAGCUCCUGAGGCCAUAGCUUAUCGGAAGUUUACGUCAGCCAGUGAUGUGUGGAGUUUUGGUAUCGUCAUGUGGGAGGUCAUGGCCUAUGGGGAGCGGCCAUACUGGGAUAUGAGCAACCAUGAGGUGAUGAAGGCCAUCAAUGAGGCCUUCCGCCUGCCGGCACCCAUGGACUGCCCGUCGGCCGUGUAUCAGCUGAUGCUGCAGUGCUGGAUGCAGGAGCGUUCGAGGCGGCCACGCUUUGCUGACAUCGUGAGCCUCUUGGACAAGCUGCUGAAGAGUCCCGAGUCCCUCAAAACUAUUGCUGACUUUGAUCCUCGUGUGUCCAUCCGCCUUCCCAGCACCAGUGGGUCCGAUGGCUCCCCUUUCAGGUCUGUGGUGGAAUGGCUAGAGUCCAUCAAAAUGAGCCAGUACACCGAGAACUUCACCCGUGCGGGUGUUACCACAAUGGAACAGGUGCUGCUGAUGAAAAUAGAGGACAUCCGGAACAUCGGGGUGCGAUUGCCGGGCCACCUGAAGAGGAUUGCUUACAGCAUCCUAGGCCUGAAGGACCAGACAAGCACCCUCAGUGUGUUUGCUGUGUGAUCUGGGAGCCACCAGCUUGCUAGCAGAUAUGUGGACCUCCAAGCCUGGUUUAGCUGCUGCAGCAUUUGUUUUGUGCUAAACAGAAGUAGGCUGUGCCAGACUGAAGACGAUUCAUCACUCAGCUUCAGUAGAAUUUAUUUUCAACUUAAAAGAAAUGUACUUUACCCAAAGCAGGGUGAAGAGCCGUGAAGAUUUCAACUAAAGAAUGGACUAUUUAUAAAUAACUAUAUACAUAUCAGACUUUGUAUAGAAAUAUAUUUUGUUACUUAUAUGUUUCAUAAACAUAAUUGUUGUUUUUAUACCUUUUUACUAUGACCUAAAUUUUGAAGAUUUUAAAAUUCAGUUUUUUUUUCUAUUUUCAAACAUCACCCGGAAAGGUGAGACACUGAGGUAACCCCACAGCAAAAUUUGAGGAUUUCUUGUUAACUUUUUCAGUAGUUACUAUACAGACAUCUAGCUUUACUUAAAAGGGUGAAGGUAGUCAGUGCGUCUCAUAACAGACCCAACAGAAGAAUUUCUGCUAGUCGUGUAUCCAAGCAGAGCUGGUCAGUUGGAGACAAAGCUAUUUGCAGGCAGUGCGCACCCAGCUGUGGCUGCGAGAUAUUUAUAAUUCUCUAUAUUCUUGCUUUCAGAAGAUAGAGGGAACAGGAAUGCGGUCAGGGUUAUUCCAGAAGCACUUACUAUUAAAUUAAACUUCUGAAAAGGGAUGUUGUUCAUAGUUCAGCUGUUGUGCAGAGAUUUCAACAAGUGAUGUGAUGGUUUGUAAUACUGUGAUGCAAGUAUGGACAAAUACAAAAUGAUAUAAAAUUGAACAAAAGUCUGAACAAAAUUUACAUGACUGUAUGACCACAGUGUAAGCUGUGUGAGUCUGGUAGACCUAGAGCAAAAUAUGAGUCUAGUGCUUCCAGAUGUGUUUUAUAUUCAAUACAGAAAUUGCAAGGUAUGAAAGCACCGGGUUUCAGCUCUCUGCAUUUGAUAGGAAUGCUAUUAAACAAAGAAUGACCAUUUGUUUCAAGUCUGGGUAUUUUCGUAUGACAGUGAAUUCUGUAACAUGCCAUUUUGUGUCUAUAUUUUUGGUACCACUUUACACUAAGGCUCCCUCUUGCAACUUAUAAAUGAUAGUAACUCUGCAAUUGCGAAAAAUGUUAACUUGUCUAUAAUUCUCUAUUGAUAAUUUUCUAAGUAUUUCAACCUAAUUAACAACCCGAUUAUAAACCAUUCAUAACGCAUUAUAAGGGUAAUCUUAUUGUAAAGUGGUACUAUGUUUUUAAUUGAUCAUUAAUGACCUGACUCUGAAAUAGAUCAAAUGCUGUGGAGUUUUAUUUCCAUUUCAUAACAAUUGGCAACUCUAACUUAGAAAGAGUGUGACCCAUUUUAUUGUUUUAUACUUCAUAAUUUAAAACCCUAUUUAUUUUGUUUAUUUAUUGUGACAAAGAAACACUGAAUUGGGACAUUCUUUGUAAAUCCCUUUCUUUUCCAAUUAAAGUAUUUGUACCAUU
This is a messenger RNA of Brienomyrus brachyistius, 4549 nucleotides long. RefSeq names its product ephrin type-A receptor 2-like. Gene Ontology annotation, molecular function: protein binding; transmembrane-ephrin receptor activity; ATP binding. The transcript is spliced from 17 exons. Lineage: Eukaryota; Metazoa; Chordata; Actinopteri; Osteoglossiformes; Mormyridae. The record is from RefSeq and is a predicted model, not a curated record. Gene Ontology annotation, biological process: axon guidance; cell surface receptor protein tyrosine kinase signaling pathway; protein phosphorylation. Bases 114 to 3050 code for a protein of 978 amino acids. Gene Ontology annotation, cellular component: plasma membrane; neuron projection.